AUGAGGCUGCUGCAGCAGCAGAAGGAGCAGAGCAAUGGUGUUGUGUCUGCCACCCCCGCUUCUUCCCAGUCACAGGGAGAUGAGGCCCCCUCAUCGUCUCAGUCAUCGGUGGGUGGACAUAGAGCUGACCGGAGAAAAGGCGGGUCUAGGAAAGCAACAGGCUCAUCUGCGUCUGAGCGCACUGAUCAGGAGAAAGAUGCUGCCAGUGCAGCAUCUGAUGUGCUCAAUGAGGUGAUACGAUUUGCCAACAAGCAUGGCAAGUGGGAUUUCAUGGUAUGUGGUAGGGUGUCGUGA
This is a messenger RNA of Miscanthus lutarioriparius, 294 nucleotides long. The record is from the annotation of a GenBank genome assembly. NCBI's taxonomy places the organism in Eukaryota, Viridiplantae, Streptophyta, Magnoliopsida, Poales, Poaceae.